Messenger RNA from Annulohypoxylon maeteangense, 1475 nucleotides. RefSeq names its product transcription factor IIA, alpha/beta subunit. The record is from RefSeq and is a predicted model, not a curated record. The transcript is spliced from 3 exons. Bases 148 to 1317 code for a protein of 389 amino acids. NCBI's taxonomy places the organism in Eukaryota, Fungi, Ascomycota, Sordariomycetes, Xylariales, Hypoxylaceae. Gene Ontology annotation, cellular component: transcription factor TFIIA complex. Gene Ontology annotation, biological process: transcription by RNA polymerase II; transcription initiation at RNA polymerase II promoter.
UCCAAGGUUCAUAAUAUUUUACCUUGAAUUUUUUAUGAAACCUGACAAGUCAUUCGAUUUAUCGCAUCCCUUCGCUCUGAUCCGCACCCGACCUUGGCUUAAAUAGCCAUCCGAUCUACCCAAACAACCGCGACUUGAUCACUCAAGAUGUCUAAUUCGCAGGUCGGAAACGUUUAUUCGCAGAUCAUCACCGAUGUGCUCGAAGCAUCGCGAGUAGAUUUCGAAGAAGGCGGCGUGGACGAGACUGUUUUGGAAGAGCUGAAGAAGGGAUGGCAAAAGAAGCUAUCCCAGCAGCAGCUGGCUGUCUUCCCUUGGGACCCUAAGCCGGACCCUCCUGCGCCUGCUGUUGCAGCACCUCAACCUACUCCGGUGCCUGAGCCUACUCCUCAGGCUCCUACCAACGGCGCUUCGUACAAUCAGCAACAUGCGCCUCAACCACAAGGCUUGACUAUGCCUGGAUCGCAACCCCUUAGAGAUGCUGCGAUCAAGUCGGAACCCGGCGUCAAGACAGAGCCCGAUCUUGAACAUACGCCUUCGUUCCCCCAAGCCGCUCAGCAAGGUGGUUCUGACGUCGUUCAAGAACGCGUCUCCCAACAGCUGCAGUCUAUGUAUGGCGAUCGUGCGGCAGCUUCAAUCAAGCAGCUUCAGCAGACCUUUAACAACGGCCAGCCGCAGAACGCCCAGAGGCCUGGUGGUCAACCCGUCCCGCAGAACUACCCUGCUCAGUUCCAGGGUCAUCCUCAGCAGCAGUACCGACCCACCAUGCCUCCUAAUGCUCAACAGCAACGUGCCCAGAUGCAGAACGGACAGAGACCUCCGCAGUCACAGAUGGAUGGCGCAAACGAUGAUCAUGGUCACCUCGGAGUGCUAAUGCGUCGCAGCCAAGCUGGCGAUGUGGAGAUGGGAAGAGUAGAGAUUGACAGCUUGCUCCAUGCCCAGAUUGCGGCGAAGGCGAAAGCUAUGGAAGGUGGUGGCUUAAUGCUACCUCUCAAACGUACGGGUAAGGGCAAAGCUGCUGCCGCAUAUCACCGCACACCAGUCUCUAGCGGCCCUUCGCAAUUCGACGGCACGGGCGCGGACGAAAGUAUGAAGGACGAAGUAUCUGAUGAGGAUGCCAUCAACUCUGACCUCGAUGAUCCUGACGAUAACCCCGAAGAGGAAGACGAGGACGAGGAUGGUGGUCAGAUCAUGCUUUGCAUGUAUGACAAGGUCCAGCGCGUCAAGAACAAGUGGAAGUGUGUCUUGAAGGACGGUGUCCUUAGCGUGAACGGCAAGGACUACGUGUUUCACAAGGCUACUGGUGAAUAUGAAUGGUAGUAGCCGGACGCUCUUCUUUCGAUCAUUGGCGUUACGUUGUACAAGACAUGAUUUCUUUUUUCGUAUUUGAGGGCGUACAUCGCCUACAGGCCGACUGCGACGAUUUCCUUACUUCACUGCGUUGCAACGUACUAGCACCCUCGAAUAGAUAAACGAUC